AUGCGCGAAAGUGAAAAUCCAAACGUUUCUCUUGUGUCUUAUCUCAAAACAACAACAAACCCAAUAGUCAAUCUUAUUGCAAGGACUAUAAUCAUCGAAUACUUCAGAGACGAGGGAUUUAGAAUCGAACUGACUAACUAUUUCAAAUACAUCGAGGUCUUCGAAAACUUGCAUUUUGGUCAAAUCGAGUUCCAAGAAAAUACCGUCUUUUUUAUGGAAUACUUCAUGCGACACGCUUUGUUCAAUAAAGACGUCAACAUCAUUGUACUGGCACAAGAUAUCACUUACGUUUUACAGGAAACGUCCCAAGAUACAAAGAUAAAGAAAAUGAAUGCUCUUGCUACAAAGUAUCCCACAAUCAGAAUUGAAAGAACCCCUAGGAAGAUAAACACCUUUGAUUUGAAAAAGGAUGAAAAGGAACAACUCAAAGAAAUGACAAAAGUAUUCAUAUCCGAACACUACGACGAUGGACCUUUUAAGUCGGAGCGAAUUUCAAAAUAUCGUGAUGUCUUCAUAUCGGGAACCGAAUUCCCAUACAUCACAUGCAAUAUAUACAACAAAAACGAUUAUAUGACAAAGGAGAAAUACUUAACGUACGUGGAACACGUAUUACAGAUCACUGCUGCCAAAAAAAAGAAGAAACCCAUUAAAGUGUUUUCGAAGAAUGAAAGAAAGAUGUCAAUUGAACCCGUGAAUAAGGAGGAGAAGGAGAAGGAAAAAAAGGAAAAAAAGGAGGAGAAGGAUAUUAAAAUUCUACAAAAUAAGAACUGCACUUUAAUUACAGAGAACAAUGAUUUGAAGAAGAAUAUCUCAACUUUGAAACAGUUGAAAGAAAAAGAAGUGAAUGAAUUAAACGCGAAGAUAAAAUCGGUUGAAAAUGGAUACAGGAAACAAAUUUUGGAAAUGGAAAGUAAAUUUGAAACAUACAAUACAGUACUUAAUCAACUGAAUUCACAAAAGGAGAGUAUUUCAAAAGAAAAAGUAGAGAAGGAAAAGGAAUUUGCAAAGGAAAGAGAUGAAUACAAGAAAUAUAAGGAAAUGACCGAAGGAAUUAUAAAUAAAUUCGAACAUGACAACACUCUAAUGAAAGAUCAAAUUGCUCUAAAAGAUCGGUAUGUUGAAGAUACGCAAGCGAAGUAUCAGACAAUGUUAAAAUCGACACAAGAGGAGAAGUCGAAAUAUUUCGAUGAGAAGAGAAAUGAAGUUUCCAUGUAUCAAGAACAAAUGAAGAAUCAGAUGCAGUUGUUAAAGGAACUUGAAGAUACAAAAGAAGCGAAUAGAACCAUUCAAGCACAACAAAUCAUCUCACAGCAACAGUCUCAGGUAUCUCUGAUUAGUUCACAAGCGGAAAACGUAGUCUUGAAGAAAAUAAAUGAUCUUAACGAAAUAGCAAUGAAGAAGCAAAUGGAUUACAACGCUGCAAUUAUUAGUGUGCAAAAUAGUCUCAUAGACCUUCAAAAGCAAAAUUUGAAUGUGAACCCUCAAAAUAUUCUCGAUGCUAACUUUUACUACUAUCUCAGUGAUGCAUAUUCCUAUCUAUCUUUGAACAAUCUCCUUGGAUUCUUUACAAAGACGAAUGGAAAGAGACUAUUUUCGAAAUUCCUAUACAUUUUCAUUCAAAUGUGUAAAACUACUCAGAUUGGAAAUUCAAAGAACGUUGUCCGAUUAUUAGGAACGCCGGAAAACAUUCAACUGAUAGAUAACAUUCCAGCUAACGAUGAUCAAUUGGAAGAGAUCUCAAAGAAAAUUCCAGAUUGA
Molecule: messenger RNA, 1758 nt
Organism: Entamoeba invadens IP1
Lineage: Eukaryota; Evosea; Mastigamoebida; Endamoebidae
Exons: 1
Coding region: 1-1758 (585 amino acids)
Source: RefSeq, a predicted model, not a curated record